This is a messenger RNA of Capsicum annuum, 1009 nucleotides long. RefSeq names its product putative germin-like protein 2-3. The transcript has 2 exons. Gene Ontology annotation, cellular component: cell wall. The record is from RefSeq and is a predicted model, not a curated record. Gene Ontology annotation, molecular function: manganese ion binding. NCBI's taxonomy places the organism in Eukaryota, Viridiplantae, Streptophyta, Magnoliopsida, Solanales, Solanaceae. Bases 1 to 792 code for a protein of 263 amino acids.
AUGGCUUCUAGGUUCUUUGUUUUGGGUCUCUUGUUUGGGAUUUGUUUAGCAGCUGACCCCAGUCCACUUCAAGAUUUUUGUGUGACUGACUCCACAAGCUCAGGUAUAUUACUGUGUGGAAAUAAGCAUUUACUAAUCAUUUUUUGCUACUUUUCAAUUAAAAUAGCUGCUUGUGAAUUUUAUAACAAACACAAAUCGGAAGAUGAAGAACUGAGCAUGUGUGUUUUUCUAUCUAAAAAAAAUUUACCAGUGCACCUGAAUGGGAAGGCUUGCAAGGACCCAAAGCUUGUACAAGCAGAGGAUUUCUUCUUCAGUGGCUUAGACAUAGCAGGCAACACAUCAAACACAAUUGGAUUCCUUGUGACUCCAGCCACCAUUCCUGGAGCCAACACUCUCGGCAUUGUGAUAGGCCGUGGUGAUUUUGCACCAAACGGAUUUAGCCCUCUUCACACUCAUCCGCGUGCCUCGGAGAUCGUGCUAGUCCUCGAGGGUCGUGUGGAAAUCGGGUUUGUAACUUCCAACCCGGAGAACCAUCUCUUCACGAAAACACUUGAAGUAGGUGAUUUGUUUGUUGUUCCAAAAGGUCUUGUACAUUUCCAGAGGAAUGUGGGAGAGGCCAAUGCUGUUACCAUUACGGCUCUUAGUAGCCAAGCCCCGGGACUUAUCCGGGUUGCGGAUGCUAGUUUUGGAUCGGAUCCAAGGAUUCCUGGUGAUCUACUUGCUAAGGCUUUUCGAAUUGAUGAAAACACGGAAAGACAGAUACAAAGGCGUUUUUCGAAUAUGGAGGAUUGACAGGAAAGAUUAUGAAAAGUUUUACUAAUGAUUUGAGUGUAGUUGUGGGAUCUUCUACUUUAAUUGUUACUCCUAUCCCACAUUUUCCGUUGAGAACUAUAGCUAAGAAUACUAGAUUGGACCAAAAGGAAUAAUUAAGUUCGACCUGCCAAGCUGGUAUAUACUCUGGCUUCAGCUGUUUUAUGCUAUUUCUAGUUCAGUUGUUUAGAUAGUUUGU